GUUGGGGACGUUGCUCGGAGUUAGUUGAGCUGCAGUUCAACAACAUAGCCUACUGUCCGUGUUUCUGCAGUGGUUGCCAUGACAGCAUAGUUGUCAAACUCCCCACAUAGCCCUCGAUUACUGACAACAAAUCUCAACACACGAGUCGCUUCAUCUCCACGCGCCCGUUCGAGACUCUGAACUCUAUCGCCGGUGUACAGAGGAAUGCCGCCCCGUCGCGAGGAUUUGGAAAGGAACGUCCCCAUGUGUCGCUGCCUCCGGUGAGAUGCGCGAGCGGGGAAGUUUGAGUUCCCCUAGCCGGCGUAGUGUUGCGAGGGAAUUCCAGACUGGUAGACAACAAGCCUGUUAGUACUCAUUCAUGCCAUGUCGUAGGAAUGAGCCAUGGCACUGCUGUACGACAGUUUUGAAAGGCUCGUAAAAUUUCUUCGCUUUAUGAAAACACUACAUGUGAAAUGGGGACGUUUGUAACUGCUGUUGUUGCGUAUGGCGUGGAUGAGGACUCCGCCGAGGAAGAAGGAGAGGAGUAUUAUGAAACUGAGCACCUGCCUCCGCUAUUAGAAGAUGAGGAGAACGUGUCCCUGGCUGACAUCCUGUCUCUGCGUGACAGCUGUCUGUGCGAGGAGGAGGUGUUAGCGGUGUGCGUGGAGUGCGUGUGCUCGCUGCAGGGCAUCGCCCUCUCGCCGCUCUUCCACACCCUCUGCAUCACGCCCGACACGCUGGCCUUCAACGCCCACGGCAACGUGUCUUUUAUGGAGCAGCUGAGCGAUGAUCCAGAGGGUUCGUUUGUACCACCAGAGUAUGAUAGAACAGGGAGCACAUUUGAGGGUCAUAUCUACUCGUUGGGCUGCACGCUCUGCGCUGCGCUGGAGUUCGUCAUCGAGCCAGAGCUGAGGGCAGAGCUGGGGGCGGAGACUAAGCGGCUGCUGGAGCAGAUGCAGCAGGAGAACCCAGAAGAUAGGCCACGCCCACAGGACAUCCUGUCUUUGGGGGAGCUCAGACUAACAUCCAGCUCAUCCCUAACCAUCUGCCGCAAGCUGUCGUCCAUCGGAAGGAGAGUCCUGUCCAUAGAAUCAAUUGCAACGCUCCAAGACCGAUGGGAGACUUCGUGGGAGAGCCACUGGAGGCAGGUGAAGGCCUGUCAGUUGUUCUCAGAUCAGUCCUCAAUGGACGGCUGCAGUGGCAACCAUAUCAGCGAAUGGGUAGCUUCUGCUGGCAACGAGCGCCCGAACAGUAACCUCCUCGCGGGUCAUGAUGAUGAUGAUGAUGAUGAUAUGCCCCUGCCUCAAUGCCGCUGCCCUAGGCCCUCUCCUGCCUCCUGGAGGCCAGGGGAGAAAGAGAAGGACACUUGUGAAAAUGGCCUCUCAGGUAGGGAAUCCAGUGGGCUGUUGGAGGACAUAGAGCCCUUCCAAGGUGCAGCAGCACCACCAGCUGCAGCAGGAGACAGCAGGUCCCAGAACAGCUCCCCGGUGCACUGCCGAGCCCCAGCCAGACGCAAGCAGCCCUGGGCCCUCCUCAACCGCUCCUGGUCAGUGCCGGACUCCCACGACCCGCCUCCCGUGCUCUCACCACCCCCGUACCCCGACAUCAGCUCCCAUGUGGACGACCUGACGGAGAUUGGCGGGGACGGGGAGGAGGAGGAGGACGACGACCGGGGUUCGAGGCUCGCCUGGAACAGGGUGCUCCGGAAGGGCUCUGCGUCUGCACCGCCACCCACCGAGGAGACUUUGGCAGCGGCCGGAUCAUCCGAUUGGUCUGAGCAGGAGGAGGUCAUGAGUGGAGUGGCAGCGGCCGGAUCAUCCGAUUGGUCUGAGCAGGAGGAGGUGGUAGAGGAUGAUGAUCAGACGUCUCCUCCUUCCUCGUCCAGCGCAGAGACUGUGAGGAACAACCCCAUGUACAGCCCCAACAACCACAUGACCAAGAGCAUGCUGUGCCUCAAUGAGGAGUCUCAGGAUGAGUGGAUCUCCCUGAGGGAGCUGCUGUCUCGCUGCUCUCAGCCGCUCUCGGUGAAGGAGUUGUGGGCUCUCUGCUACACCUGCCUGGCCACCCUCCAGACCUACAUCGACUUCCCAGCUUACCUGUGCCUGGAUACCAUGUAUGUAGGAUGUGAGGGGGAAAUUCUAUUUCUGAAACCCAAAAACACAGGCUCCUGCGAUGCCUUUUAUUUGGCCCCAGAGUAUUUGGAGCAUGGCAUCGUGACAGAGAAGGCCUGUGUGUACGGGGUGGCAGCCAUCCUGUGGGCCACAGCAAAGUUCAACCUGUCACCCCACCAGAAGCUGGCCAUGCCCAGGAAGCUGAAGAGACUGCUGCUGGAGAUGGCAAAGAGGACGCCCAUCGAGAGGCCCUCCAUCGUCAUGGCAAAGAAGAGCUGUCGUGACUACCUGUCCCGCCAGGGAACCACUGCGGAGGCUGAGUGGACCCUACUCAUCAACAGAGUCCACAAAUCACCCAGUGUCACGUCUGGAGAGACCUGCGGCGAUGUGGACGACACAGGCUCAGAGGCAGACCUCAAGGCGGCCUUCAAGCCCAUAGCCAGUGAGGGGCGUCUGGCUCCCAUCUUGGGCCCCGUUCCCCAUAGCUACCCCAUGUCCAUGGCAACGCAUCUGCCCGAGGCCUUCACCUCUCCUGCCACGCACUUCACCCCCAUUGUUUUGGCCACCGACCAGGAACUGACCACCACGGCUCACACAGGCACAGAAACGUCUACAAAUGAUGUUCAGAUGACGAGUAACGGUCCGCACUCAAUGCGAGCUGCCAUGACUGAGACCCCCUCUCACGCCUCUGGCUCCCCCCUUGCUGACACAACCACACACCAGGAAGAGGCUGGUGGGGGUGUGGCCACCAAACUAGUGGCAGGGGCCGUAAUGGAUGAACUUUCUUCCUCCUCCUCUUCCUCUUCCUCGUCCUCGUCUUCCUCCUCAAGUAGCCAGACUCUUGUCAACUCAACACCUCCCUCCAUUCCCCAUCCAGCCGGCUCCUCAGCUCAACCCAAUCAGGAUAGCCACACCUCCCAUGUGGCACCGCCCACUGCCACUGUGACUCCACCCACUGUCCCUGUGGCUCCACCCACCAGCUUCCUUCCGGUCUUCAACAACUUCCUCCUGCAUCAGGACCCUCAGACAGGGAAGAUCACUCUGUUGCCUGUGCAAAUAGCCACUAGUCUGCAAUCUCUAGCAGGAUCAUCUGGACAAGGUCUUCUGUCCUCUUUGCCCUUAACCAUAGGGGCGGUUAUGGGACAAGCAUCUGAUCAGCAACACAGUCUCCUGGACGCCAAUAGUGGAAGUUCCUUGCUGAAUAUGCACCUCACAGGAUGUAGCAACACCACUGGAUCUUGUUCUAAGGCUAACUGCUCUUCUGACCGCUGUGUCAGUGUGCGCAAUAUCAAUACUGUGCCCUGUGUCACCAGUGCUCCCAGUGUCCUGACAGGACAGAUGGGAAGGCCACUGGUGACGCCCACACCUGAUCAGCAUGUGCCAAAGCCACCCCACCCCACUCCCCAGCUAGCCCAUCCAGCCUUGCAGCGGGUCACCGCUCUGCUUAAGGAGCAGUUUGCAUAUGAUGGAUACCUGGAGAAUGGAGUGCAAGAGGUAGAAAUGGGCGAGUAUAUCUUCUCGCUGAGGGACCUGCAGUUCGAGACCUUCUGCCGUGUGGUCACUGAGAGGUUCCACCACCUCUACUGGGAGAGGAAGCUGCUGGCCAUGCUGUACUGCGCCGUCAAUUAUGACCUUCUGCACAAAGUAUCUAAUGAACAGGAGCCUUCAAAGCCCACAAAAAGGGCAUCAGUGGCAUCGCCCCAGAGAGGAGGGCAGGGAGACCCCACGCCCCAGCCAGCGGUGGAGCUGGAUCUGGAGCGUUCCCGGACCCGCCCCGAUAAUAACCCCCACCAGCGGCCCACCAUCCGCCACCUGCCCCUGGCUCACUCCCUUAGCACCGGCACACUGCAAACCAACCCGCAAUUGAAAAAGGAGAGUCCGUUCAAAACAACGGAACCCAACACGGCAGAACACAGCAGGCAGCAUAGCAAGCACUAUGGUGAUAGAACAUUGGCUGCACAUCUGCAGGGACAACAACAGGAAGUGACAUCAGAGGAGAGUGAGGGGUAUGGUAGCACAGUGGAGGUGAGAGGCGCAGCAGGCUCUCCCUGGGGGCUGAUGGAGGGUGCGCGGGCUCUUGCUGUGGACGCCCCUGAUGAAAGCCCCUCUUCUGAGGCCGAGCCCAUGUGCCUGGCCCAAGGGUGGGUGGGGGUGGGGCAGGUCCCCGACAACGGCAGGGACCCCGAUGGAGGUAGCGCGGAGGCGAUUGGUCACCACGCCCAGCUCGGAUGCUGUGACUCGGACUCGGCUGGUCAGCUGCACCACGAGUGCUCUGUGGACAUGGACGAUGCAGACUCGCUGGGCUCCAGCAGCAUCGGGGCCCCUGGGCCUGCAGGCGGUACCAGGGGCCACCAGGGGACCGUCGGCCAUGGGGCAGGCUGGGCUCUGGCCCUCCACGGGGACGGCUGUUUCACCCAGGAGGUGGUGCAAUACGUGGAGAAGCUGGGGCGGCACAGCAACGGAUCCGGAGCUGCAAACCUGGAGGAGAAAGCACAGGAGCUUCACCAGCAGUUGAUCAUAGAGACCAGGAACAUGAGGAAGACGAGGAACUUCCACCACAAGUUACUCAAACAAGACAGGAAAAGCAAAGGAUCAGAAACAAAGGUGAUGCUGUCGAAACUAAAGAUUCAGUUUGAGGAGCAGAAGUCCAAAGUGGAGUUUCUGGAUACUGUGAGAAAAUACCUGGAGGUGCUGAGCCUGGAUCUACACGGGGUGGACUUUUCUCUGCUGUCUCCUCUGGCUCUGGCUGUGUCUGGUGGUCCAGAGUCCCAGGCCCAGGAUGACCCAGCUCUGCUGACUCUGCUGCCCGAGGCCAGGAGAGGGAAAGCAGGCUUGACAGGCGGCGGGACCUGCCCCCUGGUGUCAGGGACCCCGCUGGGCCUUAUGGCCUACCUGUAUGCCAGAGAUGCUCACAUGGAGGGCUACGUCCAGCAGUUUCUCUACACCUACCGCUACUUCUGCAAGCCCGAAGACUUGCUGCAGUUCCUAAUGGCCACCUUCAGGAGAGUGGCAACGGAAAACCACGAUGACCCGUCCUCUGACUCAGCUAAGGUGUAUAACCGCACUCUGGACCUGCUGUACAGCUGGGUGGAGGACUGCAGGCUGGUGGACUUCUGCAGCCGGCCCCAGAUGCAGCACACCCUCUCCAGCUUCCUCAGCGACGAGGUGGCGCCACUGGACAGCAGAGCAGAGAGCCUACUGGCAGUUCUACAGGGCGAGCCUGGAAGGAGAUGGAACCAGGGGGAGUCUGCGCCCGGCCUUAGCCCAGAUUUUGCUCUCGAGGACGGGGACGCUCUUCACGCCCUCGCCAGGAGCUCGUCUGUGGACGACGGAAGCAAAAAGGGCUUUCAGUGGCGCCUGUCUCGCAUGGUGGAACCGCAGCCCAAGGAGCCGGUGUACUCCAUUGCGGCAGCCCUGCCCCGGCCCUGCUACUCGUCCCUGGUGAAGCACAUGUCCCCCUCUCCCCCCUGCUCCCUGGGGGCCCUGGCUGCCUCACCGUGCCCUCUCCGGCCGGAGGAGAGGGUGCCCUUCAACCAGCAGCUGCACAGCGCCCUGCACACCGCUCAGCAGCUAACACUGCUGGAACAGGAGAUGUUCCACUGCUGUCACCCAGUUCACUUCCUCAACUCCAGGGCUCUAGGGGUCCGGGACAAGUCUGCUGGACUGACCAAAUGCCUGUCAUCUGAAGGCUUGGCUCCAGAGGGUGUCACUCAUGUGCCAUCCGAGGACUCAGCUCCACCACAAGAGUGUACUCUCCUCCAUCUGCUCCGAUAUGCUGACAGCGUCACCAACUGGGUGUCUGCCGAGAUCGUCAUCUGUGACUCUGUCAAGGCACAGACGGCUCUGCUGGCAAAGUUCCUAGCCGUGGCCAAGUGCUGCUAUGAGUCCAGGAAUUUCGCCACGGCCAUGCAGAUCCUUUCCGGAUUGGAGAAUGUCAUCAUUCGGCAAUUACCCGCAUGGAAGCAUCUCAGUGCGAAAGUGUGUGAGAUUGUGGAGGAGCUGCGAGCCGUUCAGGUGUUCCUGCGUAGCGACAGCCUGUGCCUGGUGGAGGGGGAUCAGCUGCAGGUGAAGCCCACCCUCCCGGCGGCCCAUAUCCUGGCCCUGCACCUGCAGCAGCUGGAGAUAGGAGCCUUCACGCUCACCACCGGAGCCUACAAGUGGCCCAAACUCAGGGCCAUAGCCCGAGUCGUGAGCCAGGUCCAAGCGUUCCAGGAGUCUCCGUUCCCCUACGCCCCCGACGCCGACCUGAUGUCGUACCUGCGAGUGCGCAUCGCUCACCUGGGUACCUGUGACGUGCAGCUGCUCGCCGCCGACAACGAGGCCAACUUCCAGCUGCCGAGCGACCGCCACGCCCGCCGCAUCCAGGACACACUGCGGCGCGUCAAAGCCACCUUCCAGUGACCGUCCGUCCGACCCCGCCUCUCAGGACACCUUCCACCUUCAUGUCAGGGCCAUGGCACCCGGGACACGCGUCAUAUGAUAUCAAUGCCCCCUUCCUGUCACGACUCUGUACAACACGACAUCGAGGACACACAGCAAUGCGAUAAGGCCACUCUCCAGCAACAUCCCCUCCCACCCUCCUUCACCAGAUGGGCAUGACAUGACUCCUCGUGUACAUGGCAUGGCAUUCAGGACAUGCUGAACUUUCCAGCGACCCACUCCUUCAGCAGCGAGGAUACCAUUC
Molecule: messenger RNA, 6774 nt
Organism: Engraulis encrasicolus (European anchovy)
Lineage: Eukaryota; Metazoa; Chordata; Actinopteri; Clupeiformes; Engraulidae
Product: kinase non-catalytic C-lobe domain-containing protein 1
Exons: 32
Coding region: 453-6491 (2012 amino acids)
Biological process (GO): small GTPase-mediated signal transduction; regulation of dendrite morphogenesis
Cellular component (GO): guanyl-nucleotide exchange factor complex; dendrite; neuronal cell body
Molecular function (GO): guanyl-nucleotide exchange factor activity
Source: RefSeq, a predicted model, not a curated record